Molecule: messenger RNA, 519 nt
Organism: Amphimedon queenslandica
Lineage: Eukaryota; Metazoa; Porifera; Demospongiae; Haplosclerida; Niphatidae
Product: 52 kDa repressor of the inhibitor of the protein kinase-like
Exons: 1
Coding region: 1-519 (172 amino acids)
Molecular function (GO): protein dimerization activity
Source: RefSeq, a predicted model, not a curated record
AUGACAAGUCGUUUUGACAAGCAUCAACAGCUUGCUUUAUCUGGACUAGUCUUAAUUCCAUCAGUUUUAGUGAAAAGGUCAUUGGAUGAGGCUACAACUCAAAUAGUGGAUGUUGGUAAAAUGUACACUGAUGAUCUUCCUUUUCCUUCUUGUCUGCAUGGUGAAGCACACACAUGGCACCUUAAAUGGACUGAAGAAAACAGCCGUGGCAGUGCCUUUCUCCCAACCACACUGGAAACAACUUUGCCACAUGCCACUUCAAUGUUUCCAAACAUUACAGAACUACUACGUAUCCUCUGCACUUUACCAGUCACCUCCUGUAGUGCUGAACAAUCGUUUAGCGGGCUCAAAAGAAUCAAGACCGCUAUGAGAUCCAAAAUGGGGAAUGAUCGUCUCACGUCUAAUGCUCUUCUUCACUUGCACAGGGAUGUUUCAGUUGAGGUACCUACAGUCAUAAAUGAAUUCGCUAAGCUACAUCCGACAAGAUUGGAAGUUGGAAAUAUCCUGUCUGAUAACUGA